This is a messenger RNA of Hemicordylus capensis (graceful crag lizard), 5041 nucleotides long. It is a transcript of the gene APLP1, whose product is annotated as amyloid beta precursor like protein 1. Gene Ontology annotation, cellular component: Golgi apparatus; plasma membrane. The record is from RefSeq and is a predicted model, not a curated record. Lineage: Eukaryota; Metazoa; Chordata; Lepidosauria; Squamata; Cordylidae. The coding region runs from base 492 to 2585 and encodes 697 amino acids. The transcript is spliced from 17 exons. Gene Ontology annotation, molecular function: transition metal ion binding; heparin binding; alpha-2A adrenergic receptor binding. Gene Ontology annotation, biological process: axonogenesis; central nervous system development.
UGCUUGGAGCAAGGAGGAGAAGAAGCAGGCUCCGGCCAAGGCGGGCCCAGCAGCAGCAGCCGCCGCCUCUCUCCAUCUCCCCAGCGAGAGGAGACCAGGCCCGCCUCCAGCCCGGCUGCUGCGGAUCCGGCUCCUCCCCGCUGGGCGCUACGUCGCGGCUAUUGUGGCUGCAGGCGGAGCGCGAGGGGAGGGGCCGAGCGGCAGGCUGCAGCGGCAGCAGCUGGGCAAAGAGGCGGCGGCAGCAGCAGUAGCAGCGCUGUUGUCGUCCUGGUCGGGGCCAGCUCCUCCUGUCACAGCCCAGCUGGGAGCCGCCGCCGCCGCAGCAGCAGCAGGAGCCGCGCCUGAGCUGGUGUAGCCGAGCUCCUCGGGGGACGACGACGACGGGCUGCUUUUCUUCGGGAGCGCUUUCCCUGUUUGUCCGCCCCUUCUCCCUCCUCUUCUUCCUCCUGCUGCCUCCUCCUCCUCCAGCCGCUCGCGGGCGAACCGUGGCCAUGGCUGGGGCGGCGGGAUGCGCCCUCGCUGCGCGCUGCCUGCUGGCGCCUCUGCUCUUGCUGCUGGGCUCCUGCGUGGCUCUCGGCCCGGGAGGAGCCGCAGCCAACACCCAGGGGAUGGGAGCAGCACUGGGUCCAACCCUUGGCGACCCCCAAGUGGCCAUGUUCUGUGGGAAACUGGUUCUGCACCUGAAUGUACAGACAGGGCGCUGGGAACCCGACGCUUUUGGCACUCACACCUGCUUCCGCACCACUGAGGAGAUCCGCAGCUAUUGCCAGGAGGUGUACCCCGAGUUGCAGAUCACCAAUGCCGUGGAAGGCACUCAGCCAGUCACCAUUGACAAUUGGUGCAAGAAAGGAAGACCUCAGUGCAAGGGCCACCAUCACAUUGUGGUGCCCUAUCGGUGUCUGGUGGGUGAAUUCGUGAGCGAAGCACUCCUCGUGCCCGACAAGUGCAAAUUCCUGCACCAGGAGAAGAUGGACUCGUGCGAGAGCUACUUGUAUUGGCACAGCGUGGCCAAAGAGGCCUGCAGUGCGGAAGAACUGGAGCUUCAUAGCUAUGGCAUGCUUUUGCCCUGCGGGGCCGACCGCUUCCGAGGCGUGGAAUACGUGUGCUGCCCUUCCCGCCCCCCGCCUGUCAGGGUGGAGCAAGCCACCGAGGCCCCCCAAGUCCUUGCCCAUUUAAGGGAGGAGGCCCUACACAGCAACAAGGUUCCGAUGGGGCAUGUCCCAACGGAGGAAGAGAGCUUGGAAAUAGAGGAAGAAGGGGACCUGGAGGAAGAGGAGGAGGUGGAUGAAGAGGAGGAGGAAGAGAGCCCUGGAGACAGCGACACGGACCCUUUCCCUAAUGCCUGGGAUGACUAUUUUGUGGAGCCGGGAUACUAUGAUGACAGUAUCACUCAGACGACCAUCACCACCACAACACAGACCACCGAAGAGGAUGUCAAAGUGACCCCAACCCCUCGCCCUACUGACGGAGUUGAUGUCUAUUUUGAAAUGCCUGGAGACGGGAGCGAACAUGCCAAUUUCCUGCGGGCCAAGAUGGAUCUCGAGGAGCGCCGCAUGAGACAGAUCAACGAGGUGAUGAAGGAGUGGGCCGAGGCUGACAACCAAGCUAAGAACUUGCCCAAGUCUGACCGGCAGUCACUGAAUGAGCACUUCCAGUCCAUCCUUCAGACCCUGGAGGAGCAGGUGGCCCGAGAGCGGCAGAGAUUGGUGGAGACUCACCUGGCCCGUGUGGUGGCCCUGCUGAACGACAACCGCCGGGCGGCCCUGGAGAGCUACCUGACCGCUGUGCAAAGUGAUAAUCCCCAGCCGGAGCGGGUCCUGGCAGCUCUGAAGAGGUACAUCCGGGCAGAGCAGAAGGACCAGCGCCACACCCUCCGCCAUUACCAGCACGUGGCUGCCGCCGAUCCCGAGAAGGCCGAACAAAUGAAGUUCCAGGUGUACACCCACCUGCAUGUCAUUGAAGAACGGAUGAACCAGAGCCUGGCAUUGCUCUACAAGAACCCCCAGCUUGCUCAGGAGCUCCGAGGAGACAUCGAGGAGCUGCUGCGAUCGGAACGGGUAGCCACCAAUGAACUGCUCACCACCUCUAUCUCGGAGACACACACCACUGAGGAGUUCCUGCCCGUGGACAGUAGCGAGGACCUGGUUGCGGAGAGCCAUUCCUAUCCGCGUGAUGGAGAAGAUUCUGAACAAGCCGACAAGAAAGCCUCAGGAUUGGUAGAAUAUGACUACCCAACCAGCGACAAGGCCUUACUGUACGAGUAUGAACGGAAGGUCAACGUGUCUGCCUCGGAUGUCAAAGGCAUGGUAUACAAGUCCCAAGAAAUCCAACGUGACGAGCUGGAGCCAGAUACCAUGGUAACCAUCAACAGGGGUGCCCUAAUCGGCCUCCUUGUAGUGGCAGUGGCUGUUGCCAUGGUGAUCAUCAUCAGUCUCCUGAUGGUUCGCCGGAAGCCCUACGGGACCAUCAGCCAUGGCAUUGUUGAGGUGGACCCCAUGGUUAGCCCUGAGGAGCGGCAGUUGAACAAGAUGCAGAACCAUGGCUACGAGAACCCCACCUACAAAUUCUUUGAAGAAAUGAACUGAGCUCCUCGAGGCUGGGGUGGGUGGGGAAUGUGGUGUCACUGGGGAGGUGGGUGUGACCAUGGGGGUGGGGAAGGGGUGGUAUCUACAGAGGGAGAGGGGCAGCUUCCAGAAGUACUUCCACCCACAGCCCCUCUCCCUCUGCUCUGGCUGAGCCUGACCCCCAGUUUCCCUGCACCUCCUCUUGCUCUUCCAUUUGCCAUCUUCUUUCUCACGCUCACCUUUCCGGGCGUACAGCUCCCAUCCCUGGUCUGCCACCUACCAUCACCCACCCACCCACUUUCUCUAUUUCCCACUCUCAAUUCUUAGGCGCCCCCCCCCCACCCAGAGCUGCCAGUGUCUGGCGGCAUCUCUGGCUAUCUCCAUCACCGGGACACCUCCGCGAUGUGCACUUGUUGGUGGCUUCUUGAAUCUGGCAGGGAGCGGGGCACCAAAACCGGCAACCCACCUGCCCCAAAAAGCUCCGGUGUGGCCAUUUGCUAAGCAUCUCCCCCCCCCUCCCGCAACUUGCACAGGGCCAGCUGUAGUUUCGGAACUGCUGCCCGCACCGUAACCUGUGUGCAUCACCUCAAAACUAGACAUGUGCAUAACACUGUAUUCCACUGAGCUGCAUCCUCCACACAUUCCGUCCACCACGCUAAUCUUCAUCUUCAUUUCACUUUGUGUGCGUGUGUGCGUGUGCGUGUGUGUUCCCACUCCCUUUCAAACUCAGCCCAGAGUUUACACGUGAGACAAAAAGGCUGUGCAUCCUCCUAACAGCCUCUUGCUAACCUAACCCAGCCUGCCUCCAGCAUAGGAACCCAGUCCCACCUGCACUUUCUUUCUUUCUCCCUCCUCUCACAUGAAUGUUAUGCUUCCUUUUAAACUCCUCACUAGUUGCACUUAAUUUAUUGGCAAGCCAGUUCCGAGGGUGGACCGGAGUAGGCAAACCCUCUUCUGUUCUCCCCAUUAACUUCAGCAGCAUCUUCCUUACUAGUUUGGAGAGGGGAGAUAUAGGGCUCUACACUCUUCCUCAUCCUCUCCGUCCCUCUCUCCAAGCUCACGGGGAGGGCAUAAAGUUGCUGAAAACGGAUGGAGGGCUGGUUUUUGUCCAUCCCAGCAAUCCCUAAAUUAGGUGGGGAUGGAAAUUCAGCCAUGAAUGGGGAUGGGGUCGUGGCUGUUAUCAGCUUGAUGGACAGACACGGGUCUCUGUUUGCCAUCUGCACUGGAGUAUUUUUCUUAAAGGGCAGGACUUUGCCCAUCACACCAUAGGGGGUGGGCGGUGGGCAGCAUCUCCCCCCUUCCAAAGCAAUGCACCAUGAAGUAGGAGCCAUCUCAGCACCCCAAUUCAGGCUACUCUGGUGCUGUUCUCUUGCCAUCGAUGCUGGUGAAUGCCAAAUCUGUUCCGUUUUCAUUUUGUAAUAUUUGUACACUACUUUUCGACCCUCCCCGUUUUCAGCGGUUCACAAUAAUAAAAUCGGGUUUCUAGGUGAAUGAUAUUGACCUCACGAUGAUGCAGCCAGGGCACUAGCUGCUGUCCCUGAUUUGAAACUACGGCAAUGGGAGAUUCCUGUUCUUUUCCCCGGCAAGGUGGCAGCAGCAGCAGCAGCAAAGGGUGUGUGGGCAGGGGAGAGGUGGCAGAUGUUUUCAGAGUCCCUUCUUCUGUCCACCAGUUUUUUGUGGGGUGGGGGAAUGUUCUAAGUACUGCCUUUGGACAGUACCAUUUUACUAGCUUUUAUAGGGUGGCAUGCUGAGCAAUACACCAUAUUUGUUGGCAUAAACUAAUAGGGAUUGCGAGACAGAUUAGAAGAAAUAGACAGAAGGCUGAUUUCUGAGUCAGUGGGAGUGCCCCAAGCCUGGUGUUCCACAUAAUAGGGAUUCUCGAUGUUGUUGACUACAAUGCCCAUAACCUGCAGCUAAAGGCCAUUGCAGCUGGAGAUGCUGGGCGUUGUAGUCAACAACAUCUGGGAAUCCCUGUUUCAGGGAACACUGCCCAAGACCUAAUUACACUGGACAAAUGUUAAAAGCCUAGCAUUAUUGCAUGCCCUCUACCAGUGCUUUUGGUCCACCUAAGAGCAGCAGAGGGAGAAGGUUGGUGGGUGCAAGUUCUCCCAUUGUUCCUACAUUGCUGGGAAUCAGUGCACUUGGCGAACCUUUCCCUGCCUGGCAGAAAUAGGAACGCUGCUGGAAUCUGGCAGCCCCACAAGUGGGCCAGCUCCCCUGCUGUCCUCCCCUGCCAUGCUCACAUUUGGGAAAGGAAAAUGUCAGGCUCUGUGCCCUGCACGCACCUCUGCUCUGCCACCCAACCGCUGCUGAUUUGUGCCCUGCCCACCCUUGCCCUGUUUUAGAUCUUGUUCCUUUCUAAGCUGACACUCUUGAAAUCAAGAUGCAAAUGUCAAAACCAGACAAACUAGGAGAUGGAUUUCAAUUGCCAGCCCUCCCACCAAACUAAUAAAAAUAUUGUCACUUCUCUAACCCCA